AUGAAUAUAAGUAAAAGUUUACCAUAUCAUAACAUCAAGACACCAUGUUUUCGAACAUUCUCUAAUAAUAUUGAAAAACAAAUGUAUGAUAUAAAAACGAAUGGAAUUAGCGUUAAUAAUAAUAAAAUUCUGGUACUAAUAGCAUUUGUGACAGGCGAUAUGCCAGCAUUAUCUAAAAUGUCGAAUCAUGUUGAUCAUACAGCUUAUUACAGUUGUAUGUGGUGUUAUGUAAAAGGUCAAUAUUUACAUGAAUGUCGAUGUAUUUUAUUUAAUGGUGGUAUAAAUGAACAACCAAGAACAGAUGAGUCCUAUUUAAAUGAUAUUUAUAAUGUACAAAGAUACGGUUAUCGAGAUCAUUAUGGUGUUAAAGAAGAAGCAAAUAUAUCAUUAUUAAUUGAUACAACAGAACCAUCAACAUUUCUUAUUGAUGGCAUGCAUACAAUAUUUUUAUGUCAUGCAAAAAGGAAAAAGAAAGAUUCAACUGUUUUAUUUAAAUGCACAAUAAACAAAUGUUCAGCAUUCAUAACAAUUGAUCGCAACAACAAUGUUAUUCAUGGCAUGAAACGUAAAAUUGAAGAAGAUCCUGAUCGUCAAAUACCACAAGUGUAUAAAGAACGUUCUAUUUCCGAUCGAUAUGGUGACAUGGUGGGAAAAUUACCUUGUUUAGCUAGUGUUAGAUGA
Molecule: messenger RNA, 681 nt
Organism: Didymodactylos carnosus
Lineage: Eukaryota; Metazoa; Rotifera; Eurotatoria; Philodinida; Philodinidae
Source: the annotation of a GenBank genome assembly